AUGGGUGGAAGACAAUCGUCGGUGGCCGAAGAACGUCCGCGAUCGAAUUCGGUGGAUACGGCGCAGGUUUCGGCGCGUCAUCGACCGAAUGUGAUGACGGCGGCGGAGCUGAUGCAAACUAUGCGGAAUGCGCGCAUUUUAAGCUCGUCUUCGGAUUCGAAUGGAAGUGAAGAUGAUGCGGGACCAUCGGCGAUUCAUGGAGCAAGGUUUGUCGGAAAAUGGGGAGGGAUUGGGACAAAAAAAAGCCAAAGAUCUACCUUUUUAAUCGAUUGAAUUUCACAGAUCUCAACUGAGUUAUGACGUCUCAAAGUUUAGAAAAACCCUGGUUUUCCAAGUUAAUAGAGGAAUAAUUCAGAAUUUUCGAAAUUCGGAUAUAAAAAUGAAGCCAGAACCUCUGAAACCAUUGUUUGCAGACAAAUCCGCGGAAUGAACAUUCGAGCGGGUCGAAUACACAGUCAACACAGUCGCCGCUCUGUGCCCGUAUUUAUGAUGGACAUGAAAUGUCCGGUUUGUCACAAAGUUGUGCCAUCCGAUGAUGCUGAUAUUCAUCUUGUUAUGUGCCUUACACGACCCAAAAUUACUUAUAAUGGUGAGUUUUUUUUUAAAUUAAAAACAUAAAUUUCCUAAAUGAAUUUUUGCAGACGAUGUUCUAAAAGAGGACAAAGGAGAAUGCUCAAUUUGUUUGGAAGAUUUGUUAGCCGGAAAUUGUAUCGCACGACUGCCAUGCCUUUGCAUUUAUCAUAAACAGUGGGUUUUUUUGAAUUUUGUCAAAGGAAAUUCUAGUUACAUACGUCGCAUACCCCUGUUUCAAAUCCGCCAGUGCAUACCCCUAUUUUUGAAAAUUUUCGACGAAAGGGAUAACCCCCCUCCUUUUCAUUUUUUUUUAUUUCCAGCUAUGGAAAUCUGAAAAUUUCAAUUGUAUUGAGUUUAAGCUCAGAAUUUACAUCAAUGAGGCAAAUAGUGAAUUUUGAACUUGAGUUAGGGGUAGCACGCCUUUAUUAGACCCUUAUCAACUAUUCUCAACGAUAAAAUCUGAAGAAUUAAGCCUGGUAUCAAGAUGGGACCACUAUGUCAUUUUUCACCUCGGUUAUCAAAGAACACAGGGGUAAAAAGUCAGUAGGGGUAUCUAAUGAAUACCAAUAAAUAUUAGACUUGAGUUAGGGGUAGCAUGCCUUUAUUAGACCCUUAUCAACUAUUCUCAACGAUAAAAUCUGAAGAAUUAAGCCUGGUAUCAAGAUGGGACCACUAUGUCAUUUUUCACCUCGGUUAUCAAAGAACACAGGGGUAAAAAGUCAGUAGGGGUAUCUAAUGAAUACCAAUAAAUAUUAGACUUGAGUUAGGGGUAGCACGCCUUUAUUAGACCCUUAUCAACUAUGCUCCACAAUAAAAUCCAAAGAAUUAAGCCUGGUAUCAAGAUGGGACCACUAUGUCAUUUUUCACCUCGGUUAUCAAAGAACACAGGGGUAAAAAGUCAGUAGGGGUAUCUAAUGAAUACCAAUAAAUAUUAGACUUGAGUUAGGGGUAGCACGCCUUUAUUAGACCCUUAUCAACUAUGCUCCACAAUAAAAUCCAAAGAAUUAAGCCUGGUAUCAAGAUGGGACCACUAUGUCAUUUUUCACCUCGGUUAUCAAAGAACACAGGGGUAAAAAGUCAGUAGGGGUAUCUAAUGAAUACCAAUAAAUAUUAGACUUGAGUUAGGGGUAGCACGCCUUUAUUAGACCCUUAUCAACUAUUCUCAACGAUAAAAUCUGAAGAAUUAAGCCUGGUAUCAAGAUGGGACCACUAUGUCAUUUUUCACCUCGGUUAUCAAAGAACACAGGGGUAAGUAGGUUCUUAUCAACUAUUUCCAAGAAGGGAAGCUGUAUUAAUUUCAAAAACCCUAAAUCAAAUCACCAACUCUGAGAAAAAAAUGUGAUCGUAAUUGUAGAUUACAUUACUAUUCUGUAGAUCGCUGACUUUUAAUGAUAUUGAAAUAUAGAUCGCGGAUUCGAUAAAGUAAAAAACCUUACAGAUUUGAAAUCGAGAAUUUUUAAUUUUGAGAAAUAUGAAAUUUUGUUCAUCCAAGAGAUUAGUUUUAAAAAGAUCAUAUCAAAUCUAGCUAGUUAGAGACACUAAAUAAAUCAAAUUGUUCAACCACAUUGAUCCAUAUUAAUUUUGAAUAACUCUACAUUGUCGCUUAAUCAUAAUUUUUGCAAAUAUUACAGUUACUAACUGUCAGUUGAUAUGUGAAAAAAUGACAUAGUGGUCCCAUCUUGAUACCAGGCUUAAUUCUUUGGAUUUUAUUGUGGAGCAUAGUUGAUAAGGGUCUAAUAAAGGCGUGCUACCCCUAACUCAAGUCUAAUAUUUAUUGGUAUUCAUUAGAUACCCCUACUGACUUUUUACCCCUGUGUUCUUUGAUAACCGAGGUGAAAAAUGACAUAGUGGUCCCAUCUUGAUACCAGGCUUAAUUCUUCAGAUUUUAUCGUUGAGAAUAGUUGAUAAGGGUCUAAUAAAGGCGUGCUACCCCUAACUCAAGUCUAAUAUUUAUUGGUAUUCAUUAGAUACCCCUACUGACUUUUUACCCCUGUGUUCUUUGAUAACCGAGGUGAAAAAUGACAUAGUGGUCCCAUCUUGAUACCAGGCUUAAUUCUUCAGAUUUUAUCGUUGAGAAUAGUUGAUAAGGGUCUAAUAAAGGCAUGCUACCCCUAACUCAAGUCUAAUAUUUAUUGGUAUUCAUUAGAUACCCCUACUGACUUUUUACCCCUGUGUUCUUUGAUAACCGAGGUGAAAAAUGACAUAGUGGUCCCAUCUUGAUACCAGGCUUAAUUCUUCAGAUUUUAUCGUUGAGAAUAGUUGAUAAGGGUCUAAUAAAGGCGUGCUACCCCUAACUCAAGUCUAAUAUUUAUUGGUAUUCAUUAGAUACCCCUACUGACUUUUUACCCCUGUGUUCUUUGAUAACCGAGGUGAAAAAUGACAUAGUGGUCCCAUCUUGAUACCAGGCUUAAUUCUUCAGAUUUUAUCGUUGAGAAUAGUUGAUAAGGGUCUAAUAAAGGCGUGCUACCCCUAACUCAAGUCUAAUAUUUAUUGGUAUUCAUUAGAUACCCCUACUGACUUUUUACCCCUGUGUUCUUUGAUAACCGAGGUGAAAAAUGACAUAGUGGUCCCAUCUUGAUACCAGGCUUAAUUCUUCAGAUUUUAUCGUUGAGAAUAGUUGAUAAGGGUCUAAUAAAGGCAUGCUACCCCUAACUCAAGUCUAAUAUUCAUUGGUAUUCAUUAGAUACCCCUACUGACUUUUUACCCCUGUGUUCUUUGAUAACCGAGGUGAAAAAUGACAUAGUGGUCCCAUCUUGAUACCAGGCUUAAUUCUUCAGAUUUUAUCGUUGAGAAUAGUUGAUAAGGGUCUAAUAAAGGCGUGCUACCCCUAACUCAAGUCUAAUAUUUAUUGGUAUUCAUUAGAUACCCCUACUGACUUUUUACCCCUGUGUUCUUUGAUAACCGAGGUGAAAAAUGACAUAGUGGUCCCAUCUUGAUACCAGGCUUAAUUCUUCAGAUUUUAUCGUUGAGAAUAGUUGAUAAGGGUCUAAUAAAGGCGUGCUACCCCUAACUCAAGUCUAAUAUUCAUUGGUAUUCAUUAGAUACCCCUACUGACUUUUUACCCCUGUGUUCUUUGAUAACCGAGGUGAAAAAUGACAUAGUGGUCCCAUCUUGAUACCAGGCUUAAUUCUUCAGAUUUUAUCGUUGAGAAUAGUUGAUAAGGGUCUAAUAAAGGCGUGCUACCCCUAACUCAAGUCUAAUAUUUAUUGGUAUUCAUUAGAUACCCCUACUGACUUUUUACCCCUGUGUUCUUUGAUAACCGAGGUGAAAAAUGACAUAGUGGUCCCAUCUUGAUACCAGGCUUAAUUCUUCAGAUUUUAUCGUUGAGAAUAGUUGAUAAGGGUCUAAUAAAGGCAUGCUACCCCUAACUCAAGUCUAAUAUUUAUUGGUAUUCAUUAGAUACCCCUACUGACUUUUUACCCCUGUGUUCUUUGAUAACCGAGGUGAAAAAUGACAUAGUGGUCCCAUCUUGAUACCAGGCUUAAUUCUUCAGAUUUUAUCGUUGAGAAUAGUUGAUAAGGGUCUAAUAAAGGCAUGCUACCCCUAACUCAAGUCUAAUAUUUAUUGGUAUUCAUUAGAUACCCCUACUGACUUUUUACCCCUGUGUUCUUUGAUAACCGAGGUGAAAAAUGACAUAGUGGUCCCAUCUUGAUACCAGGCUUAAUUCUUCAGAUUUUAUCGUUGAGAAUAGUUGAUAAGGGUCUAAUAAAGGCGUGCUACCCCUAACUCAAGUCUAAUAUUUAUUGGUAUUCAUUAGAUACCCCUACUGACUUUUUACCCCUGUGUUCUUUGAUAACCGAGGUGAAAAAUGACAUAGUGGUCCCAUCUUGAUACCAGGCUUAAUUCUUCAGAUUUUAUCGUUGAGAAUAGUUGAUAAGGGUCUAAUAAAGGCAUGCUACCCCUAACUCAAGUCUAAUAUUUAUUGGUAUUCAUUAGAUACCCCUACUGACUUUUUACCCCUGUGUUCUUUGAUAACCGAGGUGAAAAAUGACAUAGUGGUCCCAUCUUGAUACCAGGCUUAAUUCUUCAGAUUUUAUCGUUGAGAAUAGUUGAUAAGGGUCUAAUAAAGGCAUGCUACCCCUAACUCAAGUCUAAUAUUUAUUGGUAUUCAUUAGAUACCCCUACUGACUUUUUACCCCUGUGUUCUUUGAUAACCGAGGUGAAAAAUGACAUAGUGGUCCCAUCUUGAUACCAGGCUUAAUUCUUCAGAUUUUAUCGUUGAGAAUAGUUGAUAAGGGUCUAAUAAAGGCAUGCUACCCCUAACUCAAGUCUAAUAUUUAUUGGUAUUCAUUAGAUACCCCUACUGACUUUUUACCCCUGUGUUCUUUGAUAACCGAGGUGAAAAAUGACAUAGUGGUCCCAUCUUGAUACCAGGCUUAAUUCUUCAGAUUUUAUCGUUGAGAAUAGUUGAUAAGGGUCUAAUAAAGGCAUGCUACCCCUAACUCAAGUCUAAUAUUUAUUGGUAUUCAUUAGAUACCCCUACUGACUUUUUACCCCUGUGUUCUUUGAUAACCGAGGUGAAAAAUGACAUAGUGGUCCCAUCUUGAUACCAGGCUUAAUUCUUCAGAUUUUAUCGUUGAGAAUAGUUGAUAAGGGUCUAAUAAAGGCGUGCUACCCCUAACUCAAGUCUAAUAUUUAUUGGUAUUCAUUAGAUACCCCUACUGACUUUUUACCCCUGUGUUCUUUGAUAACCGAGGUGAAAAAUGACAUAGUGGUCCCAUCUUGAUACCAGGCUUAAUUCUUCAGAUUUUAUCGUUGAGAAUAGUUGAUAAGGGUCUAAUAAAGGCGUGCUACCCCUAACUCAAGUCUAAUAUUUAUUGGUAUUCAUUAGAUACCCCUACUGACUUUUUACCCCUGUGUUCUUUGAUAACCGAGGUGAAAAAUGACAUAGUGGUCCCAUCUUGAUACCAGGCUUAAUUCUUCAGAUUUUAUCGUUGAGAAUAGUUGAUAAGGGUCUAAUAAAGGCAUGCUACCCCUAACUCAAGUCUAAUAUUCAUUGGUAUUCAUUAGAUACCCCUACUGACUUUUUACCCCUGUGUUCUUUGAUAACCGAGGUGAAAAAUGACAUAGUGGUCCCAUCUUGAUACCAGGCUUAAUUCUUCAGAUUUUAUCGUUGAGAAUAGUUGAUAAGGGUCUAAUAAAGGCGUGCUACCCCUAACUCAAGUCUAAUAUUUAUUGGUAUUCAUUAGAUACCCCUACUGACUUUUUACCCCUGUGUUCUUUGAUAACCGAGGUGAAAAAUGACAUAGUGGUCCCAUCUUGAUACCAGGCUUAAUUCUUCAGAUUUUAUCGUUGAGAAUAGUUGAUAAGGGUCUAAUAAAGGCGUGCUACCCCUAACUCAAGUCUAAUAUUCAUUGGUAUUCAUUAGAUACCCCUACUGACUUUUUACCCCUGUGUUCUUUGAUAACCGAGGUGAAAAAUGACAUAGUGGUCCCAUCUUGAUACCAGGCUUAAUUCUUCAGAUUUUAUCGUUGAGAAUAGUUGAUAAGGGUCUAAUAAAGGCGUGCUACCCCUAACUCAAGUCUAAUAUUUAUUGGUAUUCAUUAGAUACCCCUACUGACUUUUUACCCCUGUGUUCUUUGAUAACCGAGGUGAAAAAUGACAUAGUGGUCCCAUCUUGAUACCAGGCUUAAUUCUUCAGAUUUUAUCGUUGAGAAUAGUUGAUAAGGGUCUAAUAAAGGCAUGCUACCCCUAACUCAAGUCUAAUAUUUAUUGGUAUUCAUUAGAUACCCCUACUGACUUUUUACCCCUGUGUUCUUUGAUAACCGAGGUGAAAAAUGACAUAGUGGUCCCAUCUUGAUACCAGGCUUAAUUCUUCAGAUUUUAUUGUGGAGCAUAGUUUAUAAGGGUCUAAUAAAGGCAUGCUACCGCUAAUUUAAUUAGAUAUUUAUGUGGAAACUUUUUUGAGGGUUAAAUUGGUAUCCCUAUGGCAGAAUAUGUAGAGAAAAUUAUCAUCAAAACUGAGAAAAUUUCAUAAAAUUUUUUAUCUCAAGUGACAACCCCCUCCAAAAUUUGGUGUCAGGGAUAACCCCUCCACGGGUCGAUUACCCCUGGCAUGCGACGUAUGUCUAGUUAGCUUAACUCUAAACACAAGUUAUAACGUGGCAAAUCUUGAUUUUAACCACGUCAUAGCUCAUGUUCAGAGUUGAAGUCUGAAAAAUUCUGAAAUUUCGUUGAGAUAACUUGAAGAAAUCCUAUAAUUCUUUCCCUAAAGCAAAAAAAAACAAAUUUUCGAUAUGAAAAAGGAUUUAUUAACACAAUUUUCAGAUGUAUCGAUGAUUGGUUCAAACGAAAAAAUUGCUGUCCAGAACAUCCGGGUGACGAUUAA
Caenorhabditis angaria is the source of this 6901-nucleotide messenger RNA. Lineage: Eukaryota; Metazoa; Nematoda; Chromadorea; Rhabditida; Rhabditidae. The record is from the annotation of a GenBank genome assembly.